AUUACCAGCCAAGAGUCUGCGUCGGAACAUGGGAAACACAACUUCUGGGGAGGAGGGUCGACACCGCCUGGGAUAUCAUGUCCUCAGGGUCAAAGAGGGCUCCCCCGCAUUCAAGGCAGGCAUCCGCCCUUUUUUUGACUACAUUGUGGCAAUUAAUGGUGUGCGUCUAAACACCGAAAGUACCUAUCUUCAAGAACAGAUGCAAGCGAACGAAGGCAGACCUGUCAUGCUAGAUGUUUAUUCGACUCGAGAGCAAGCUGGUAGAAGAGUUGAGAUGAUCCCUACAAGGAACUGGGGGGAUGGAAAAGGUGGAUUGAUCGGAUGUAGCAUUCGAUUUUGCAUGUUUGAUGCAGCGAAUGAUGUCGUCUGGCAUAUUCUGGAUGUUGCUCAUGGGUCACCAGCUGAAAAGGCAGGACUGUGCGCGCAUACGGACUAUGUUAUUGGCACACCUUAUGGCAUUAUGCGAGGCGAAGGGGAUCUAUAUGAUCUCAUCGAGGACAAUAUAGGCGAGCCACUUCGCUUGCAUGUAUAUAAUUCCGAAACAGACCAUGUCAGAGAGAUUGUCAUCAUACCAAAUGAAGAAUGGGGCGGAGAAGGAUUGCUGGGAUGUGAUGUUGGCUACGGAUAUCUACACCGUCUCCCAAGGCAAGGAUCUAUUAUACAUCAUGGAGCAGGUGGAUCCCCCAGAAGAACUCCAUCGUUGCCUUAUCCUCCAUCGCAGGAGAUGGUUCUUGAUAACUCGUACAGAAACACAAUGCCUGCAUCCUUUCAAUCAGGUGAACAAUCAUUGGACAUUGUGGCUCCUACACCUCGGCCUCCUCACUCACCUCCAUGGCUAAACCCAGGUGCGGUACUAGAAGGUUCGCUUCAAAGUACGGUCGCUAAAGCCGCUACAGGAGAGGAACAUGAGCAAGCUGGAGAACAGGGCUUGCCUCCGCUCCGAUUUGGUCGGGGGGAGCGACCAGACGCUGAGGACGAGCCUGAAUCAGAGGAUGAAUUCGUUCCCAGGAAUGGUCGAUCUGCUGUGCAUCAGGGGAAAGGCAUAACUACAAGGCAAUCCGCUUCACCCACAGACUUGAAGCAGCUACAAGCACCUUGCAUUCAUGGAAACGAUCACAUUCCUAAUGCGAUAAGCACAAGAGUAACAGCAGAGAAAUACUCCAGCAUGUCCACUCCGCAUACUAGUCUAGCGUCAACGGACCCUGCUGAAAACCUGCAACAACAACAAUACUGCCAACCACAAGCGUCGGUUAUUGGAAAUCAACCGCACUCUCCCUCAAUAACGAAGGUAGAAGACGUCAAUUCAGGUGAUAUUCCAUUCGGUACAGGAGACACCGAGGACUUUUCUAGCCAGUUGGGUGUAUUUCAGCACCAGCAAUUUCGCCAUUAAUGAGUUGUUCACUUAAGCAAAUAAUAAAAAACCG
This is a messenger RNA of Lobosporangium transversale, 1424 nucleotides long. Its product is annotated as GRASP55/65 PDZ-like domain-domain-containing protein. The record is from RefSeq and is a predicted model, not a curated record. Lineage: Eukaryota; Fungi; Mortierellomycota; Mortierellomycetes; Mortierellales; Mortierellaceae. The transcript has 6 exons. Bases 29 to 1390 code for a protein of 453 amino acids. Gene Ontology annotation, cellular component: Golgi apparatus. Gene Ontology annotation, biological process: Golgi organization. Gene Ontology annotation, molecular function: protein binding.